AUGACUGAAUAUCCCCAGGAAGUCAGCCAGCAGAAAGUGUUUUCUCUCAUCAAUGAAACUAUCCAGCAUGUUCUGGACAGCGGGGUUCAAGACCAUAUUUUGAUCAAAGAGGUAGAUUCAAAAUAAAUCUGCCUUCACAAUUGAUAAAAUACUCAACAUAUUUUCCGAUCUUGGUCAGUUGGGUCACUUUAAAGAUGAUCCAAGCAAGAGACUAGAGAUUAAAGAAGAUUUUGAGGACCCAGAAGAACCCCCUUGUUGUGCUAAAGACUCUCUUUGUUGAGGAAGUAUCACAACAAAAUAAAGUUCUAAACCUCCAACCAGGGAUUGAUAAAAAGCAAGGCAAAAUGGAUAGGUCAUUUGGAAAGACUUCUAAAUCUUCCUCAUUUUCUCAUAAAACCGGUAUCAAAAGAAGACUCUCAACCAUCAAAAAGAGCAAGACCGAUAAAAUAAAUGAUUCAAUGGACCUUCAGCAAGAAGAAGUUUUUGUGCCCAAACAAAUAGAUGACUUGCCAAAGCAAGUCUACAAUGAUAGCAUUGAUGAAACUACUCUGGAAAACUUAAGAGUAUACGUAGAGAAAUAGAAAAAGAGAUCAACAAAGACUACAAGCGAUUAAUAAUCGUAACAAGAAGAAGAGAACCAAGCUCCAGUUAGGCCUAAAGACUCCAAAUUUCUCUAAAAUCCAAGAGAGUCACUGCUUAGAUGAGGAUACUUUUGUCAAAGUAAAGAACCUUAACGGGAACAAGUUGCCAAAACUAACCCAAGAGAGCUAUGCCAAUGUCGCGAUUGAAAACUCUCCUACUGAGAAAGAAGAAGUUAGUUCUUCUUCAGAAACAGAGAAGUCAUAUGAUUUCUUUGAAGCAGAGAGACCCCAGUUUGCAGAGGAAGAACCAGAAAAGCAAGAGACCAAGGAAAUUUAUCAAAUAGAUAAGGAAUAUACCCGGAAACAAGACAUCUCAGACUGCUUCCUCGGCCUUAGAAAAUAUAUAGAAUGCAAUUACGGAGUCACCUAUCAAGAACAAAAAUCUAAGUUAGAUUUAGAAGAAGAAAUCAAUGGCAAGAAGUCAGAUAUAAGCCAAGAAGAUGCCCCAGGAUUUUCAAUGGGAGGAAAGCCUUACAGAGAAAAGUUCAACAAUACUAGACUUACAAAGCAAGAGUAUAAUCAGAGAUACAACGAUUAUUCCUCAUCAGACUACAACUUAGCAUUUCCUGGAAAUAGUGAGAUCAAGAAGCAGAAGUACACUAUAAACAAGAAGGACUCGCCCUCAAGAAAAAGACCUAACUUGAGCAGGAAGGGUGUCUUAUCUCCAUACAAUCCUCUGAAGAAAGGCUUUUUCAGAAGAAAGCUAACUUACAGUGAGUCUAAGAGUGGAAAUGCUGAUAUCAGAUCAAUGAUGGACUUGUCUAUUGGGUCUAAGAACGUACAGCUACCAAAAGUUAUUCAUAAUGCUGAAAGAGCAACUGAAAUAUUAGAUCUGAAGGUCAGAAGAUCGACCAGGACAAAUCUUGGCCAAAAUAAUAAGUCCACAGAUGGGCUAAUUUCAGCUCAAAAAGAGUCUAUACAGAACUUGGUCAAUGAAGCCAAGAAGGGACUUAUCCCUCCAGCAUUUAUGAGAACUAAAGGCGAAUAUAAUUCAAGUGUUCAUGAUAAGUUUCAUGACAGUAUAAGAAAUGAUGAAAAUUGGGGUAAAGCUCCAAAUUCCUUCAAAGACAAGAAGAUGAUUGCCAACACAAGAUCAUAUGACAACUACAGAAAAAUAAGGAAUCUUAGCGAGAGCUUUAAUAAGAAUGAUAUUAAGGGCAAUUAUAUGACCAGACCGGGCUUAAACAGCAGUUCCAUAUCCAUUUCAGGAAGACUCAAGGACCCAUAUGGAGAAUCCAAGAAAAUUGACUCAAAACGACUAUCAACACUAAGCCUUAAUGAUAGAUCAUUAAACCUGAGUAUUUCUAAAAAGAACAGCUCAAGAGCAAAGCUAAGAGUUUCUAAGAAUAUUUCUAGGAAAGGGGACAUUUCUCAUCAAAGAUUCACAAGUAAGAGGAAGGAAAUACUUAGAAACCCAUACAAAAAUGUAAACGAAGCAUCUUAA
Molecule: messenger RNA, 2085 nt
Organism: Moneuplotes crassus
Lineage: Eukaryota; Ciliophora; Spirotrichea; Euplotida; Euplotidae
Source: the annotation of a GenBank genome assembly